AUGGAGAAUGUGGAGCUUCAUACCGCUUUAGAAGGACAGCUACGCGUGGCAAGAGCACUAGAAAAUGUCAUCGACCACCACUGGAGGAAAUCCAGUCAGGAGAUACGCUGGUUUACCGGCGAUGCGGAGCGACCUCGGCCUUCGGAUUUAUCUGAUGAGUUGCUCUACGCUUUACUUGAAGAGGACAUGGGAAAUCAAUACGCUGCGGUGGAUAACGUACUGGAAGCCAGCGCAAUCUCGCGCGUAAACUGCGAGUUGAAUCCACAGCUCCAGGUGAAGCGUAAUGCGGAUGGUGUGUCUUUCCACCUCCACGAGGUGCAUUUGCUGCCGUUCUCCGUUCCAAGUGUAACUCACGCACUGCACAACUCGCUCAGCCACGGAGACGCGGGACGUCCGAUGACACGUUGUCGAAGGCUCUGGAAGAGUGACAACUGUCUACGGGCCACUACUGUCACUACACUAAAUCUACCAAAUGCACGGCAAGUGGAGGUCACAACGAGACUUGUUCAGCGGAGUAUCCCUGAACCAACCCGCACAGUUAACGUGUGGGCUGCGUACGUUGAGAUCCAAGGCUCCAUGUUCGUCCGCCUCGAAGAAAAAGGGUGGAUUGUGUUAGAACCUCAUCAUUUCAAGAAGAAUGGCUACAGCGCGAAAGCACUGGGUACCACAUUACGAACUGCUAUCCGCGUGAAUCCUGUCAUGCAGUUCUACUCCGAGGAAGACGAGAAGCAGCACGUUGACGAGAUGACGGAAAUUGUCAUGGACACAUACAACUGCAACUUCGGACUGCUCUACCAAGUCCUGGAGAACCUCAUGCUAGACAAUGCCAUGAAUAAAAAGAGGCACUAG
Phytophthora nicotianae INRA-310 is the source of this 849-nucleotide messenger RNA. RefSeq lists its product as hypothetical. The transcript has a single exon. Bases 1 to 849 code for a protein of 282 amino acids. The record is from RefSeq and is a predicted model, not a curated record. NCBI's taxonomy places the organism in Eukaryota, Oomycota, Peronosporomycetes, Peronosporales, Peronosporaceae.